AUGCCGUCCUUCGACUCCGACAAAUGGAUAGGGCAACUUAUGCAAUGCCAGCAUCUUGCUGAAUCGGACAUGAAGGCCCUCUGCGAGCGAGUGCGCUCGAUACUAAUGGAAGAGUCCAAUAUCCAGCCUGUCUCGAGUCCUGUUACUAUCUGCGGCGACAUACACGGGCAGUUUUGGGAUUUACUGGAACUGUUACGAAAGGGGGGAGAGAUUCCGCAGACGAGCUACAUCUUCAUGGGUGACUUUGUCGACCGAGGACACUACAGCCUGGAGACAGUCUCGUUGUUGUUGGUAUUGAAAGCAAAAUACCCCGACAGGGUAACUCUGUUGCGGGGGAACCACGAAAGCAGACAAAUCACGCAGGUAUAUGGGUUUUAUGAUGAGUGUCAACAGAAAUACGGCAGUGCGCUCGUGUGGAAAGCGUGUUGUAGCGUUUUUGAUUAUUUAAACCUUGCCGCGAUCAUUGACGGGGAGACGCUUUGUGUACAUGGUGGACUGUCGCCAGAUAUUCGGACUUUGGAUCAAAUCCGUGUGCUAUCGCGUGCUCAGGAGAUUCCUCACGAAGGCGCAUUUUGUGACCUCAUGUGGUCUGAUCCAGAUGAGAUAGAGAAUUGGGCCAUUAGCCCUCGUGGUGCAGGCUGGUUGUUCGGCGGGAACGUUACUCAAGAGUUCAAUCAUGUCAAUUCACUGCAACUCAUUGCACGGGCCCACCAACUAGUCCAGGAGGGAUAUAAAUACAUGUUUGACGAACAGCUGGUUACUGUCUGGUCCGCUCCCAACUAUUGCUAUCGGUGUGGCAAUAUGGCCUCUAUCCUGACGAUUCGUGAAGACGGCGGCAGGGAUUUCACGGUCUACGAUGCUGCGGAAGAGAACGAGCGAGAUCAGGGGAUGCAGAAGCAGCGUAAGAUGGGUGCCAUGUCCUCUUAUUUCGUGUAG
Fibroporia radiculosa is the source of this 936-nucleotide messenger RNA. RefSeq lists its product as uncharacterized. Gene Ontology annotation, cellular component: cytoplasm. Lineage: Eukaryota; Fungi; Basidiomycota; Agaricomycetes; Polyporales; Fibroporiaceae. The transcript is spliced from 8 exons. The record is from RefSeq and is a predicted model, not a curated record. The coding region runs from base 1 to 936 and encodes 311 amino acids. Gene Ontology annotation, biological process: peptidyl-serine dephosphorylation; G1/S transition of mitotic cell cycle. Gene Ontology annotation, molecular function: protein serine/threonine phosphatase activity.